AUGGCCUCCGAGGACCAGCCAGCUUCCUCGCCCACUGCGGCCGCUCAGCCGGGCACCUCACAAACAGCCGAUUUCGAGGCCAUAAAAAACUUCAUAGAGACUAUAAAGACCCUCUCCUCAGACGCCAGCUUCAAGGGAGCUUCAGCAGUCGUCGAACAAACCACCAAGUUACAGAAGCAGGUCGAAUCCAAGGAUGAAGAGAUCGUGGCAUCUCUGGAAUCGUCCGUACAGGAGAAGGAGAAUGCUCUCACAGAGCAAAAGAAAACAAUAGAUGAUCUCAAAAGCCAGCUUCAGAACCUUGAAAAAUCGUACGAGGAGGAAAAGGCCAAAGUCACACAGAGCCACAAGGACAUUGAUGAGCUGCAGAAGAAGCUGAAAGAGAGAAACGAGUUCAUCGAGAAGAUGAAAAAGGCGGGAUCAGCGAUAAAACAGAAAUUGACUGCGGCAGAAACGAAAGUAACAGAGUUGGAGACAGCCAACUCGUCUUUGCAAGAGCAGCUGCAAGCCAAGUCUGAGAAACUCCACGAACUGGAAGGGUUUGCGGCCGAAUAUAACGAGGAAGAGGAAGAUUCCUUGGUGGAAAAAUUUUUCAACCUUUGGGGAUCUGCAAGCAAGGCAGUGAUUCAAUAUCUAGCGGAGGAUCUUUCGACUGAAGCUCUUCAGGUCACUUUCAGUCACCAGGUCCCUCUGCCGCAGUCAAACUCGGAUGCAGCAAAACAGAUGCGCAUUGCAGUCAUAUCAGCCAUAUUAGCAAGAGAGAUCGACAAGCAUAUCUUCCAGCCUUCGUAUAUCUUGCCUGAAGACAGCGGAAUCCGAGAGCUGCUGGCUGAUCUGGCUAUGAAAAACAGCAAGAAGGAGUCUUUCUGCCGUGCCCUGCUCCUGUCAAUCGAUCCAGACACACAAGCGAAAAAUCUUGAGAAGAGGAUGAAACAAGUCGUCACGAAUGUGGGCUCGUACCUUGAUGGAUUGCUCUCAGAGACGCAAUAUACUGCAUUUUGCCGUAGCCUGGAGGAGGUGGUGAAGGACGCUGCAGAUUUGUGGAAGACUAUCCAGCAUUCCAGGGCAAAGUAUGAACCAGAUUUCGACCCGCUGGAGUGGGGAGACACUGAACUCGAUCCCUUUCCAUAUGCUGAGGCGAGUACGGCAAGCGAUCAAGACAUGAAUGGAGGAGGAAAUAAUGACGAGAAUCUGCUCUUCGUGUUCCCGCGUCUCUGUCAAGUGCAGAAUAAUGAACGCAAUCCGUGCAAUUUCGCCACUUCACUGAGAAGAUGGCAGUGCUUGGCUGCAGAGCGAGAGCUGAAAAAAAGGGAGCCGUCCAGCCCUACCAUCGGACGGGUGGCAUCGGGUCGUCGGCGAUCACGGGGGAUGUCGCUUUCCCUGAACAGUCCGAAUGGCCAAAACGGCCAUUUUUUAGGCAAAGCGAGUCCGUCAGGCGUAAAUUCAGGAGGAUGA
This is a messenger RNA of Rasamsonia emersonii CBS 393.64, 1452 nucleotides long. RefSeq lists its product as uncharacterized. Bases 1 to 1452 code for a protein of 483 amino acids. The record is from RefSeq and is a predicted model, not a curated record. NCBI's taxonomy places the organism in Eukaryota, Fungi, Ascomycota, Eurotiomycetes, Eurotiales, Trichocomaceae. The transcript is spliced from 4 exons.